Mollisia scopiformis is the source of this 1869-nucleotide messenger RNA. RefSeq names its product phytanoyl-CoA dioxygenase family protein. The record is from RefSeq and is a predicted model, not a curated record. The transcript is spliced from 2 exons. Gene Ontology annotation, molecular function: phytanoyl-CoA dioxygenase activity. Gene Ontology annotation, biological process: fatty acid alpha-oxidation. The coding region runs from base 487 to 1704 and encodes 405 amino acids. Lineage: Eukaryota; Fungi; Ascomycota; Leotiomycetes; Helotiales; Mollisiaceae.
UUGAGAGAUUGCUUUUCCUUUUAUGUAGAUACUGGCGCAGAACAGGGCCCCAGAAUCAUUGAGAAUGGAUUAGAAGCUCCCUCAAAGUUGGCUUACGGUACUCACGUGGUGGACUAUCGCCGGGAAUAAUUAUGUGAAGCUUGUGUCGGAAAACAAAUCCCGGUCGCUAUCGACAAUUGCGGCUAAGCUGCUAGGAGGCAGAUAGCCGUUUAUUACCUGUUUGAAUUUUGUCCAGAACACCCCAGAAAUGAUCAUGUUGGCACUCACAAUAUAGAAUCUGGGGUGCCGUUGAGACUGCUGCCCAUUUUCAAGCAAUAUAUUUAUUAGCCUUGGUUUCGCUGCUGCCAGCACAAGCUUCCGCUGCGUCCUCACCUCACCAAGUUAUCUAUUUGUUGUGCAUUCGAAGACAAACAAGUACCUUUAUCCAAUUGUCGCUCGGAUUUGCGUCGAAAUUUUUGUGCCUCUCCUUCUGAGCGUCUCCUCAAUAUGGCACCGUCUCUACCACAAGAUGAGGAGGCGCCUUCGACAAGGAAUGGCUCGAAGCGAAUUGUCCCAAGUCGCCUCUACGAGAUAGACAAAGCACCGUCUUUCACACAAUUUACAAAACUUUGCACCCAAACACAAAAUCCUGAUGAUUAUCCACUUUCGGAUUCAAUCGUCACAAACAUCCCUGUAUACGACCUCUCGAAAUACAACAUAUCUGAGACCAGCAUAGCAUCCUCUCUACAAGACGAAUGGUUUGAAAUCCUUCGUUCAGGACCCGGUGUCCUAGUUCUGAAGAAUUUUGAAACCGACUCCUCUUUGUUACACCGCAUCAAUGAGGUCUUCGAUGAAAUUAUCUCGAAAGAAGAGGGCGCAUCGUCCAAAGGUGACCACUUCGCGGCUGCUGGCAAAAAUUCAAGAAUCUGGAAUUCCUUUCAGAAGCACGCUUUACAAGACCCUGACUCGUUUGUUGAGUACUAUUCCAAUCCGUGGCUAGCUAUUGCUUGCGAGGCAUGGCUCGGCCCAGCAUACCAAGUCACUGCGCAAGUCAACAUUGUCAAGCCGGGUGGUGCGCCUCAAAACCCGCACCGAGACUAUCAUCUUGGUUUCCAAACAGCGGAGUCAUGCGCCGCAUUCCCCAAGUCAAUGCAAAUAGCGAGCCAGUUGUUAACAUUGCAAGGCGCUGUAGCACAUUCCGAGAUGCCACUCGACAGCGGCCCAACGAGGUUCUUGCCCUUUUCGCAGCAAUUCGAGGAAGGAUACAUGGCGUGGCGCUUGUCAGAGUUCAAGCAGUACUUCGAAGACCACUGGGUCAGCCUCCCACUCAAUCUAGGCGACGCAGUAUUCUUCAACCCGGCGUUGUUCCAUGCUGCUGGCGAGAAUCAUAGUCAGCUGGACAGGAGUGCCAAUCUUCUACAAAUCAGCAGCGCUUUUGGAAAGCCGAUGGAGACUAUCGACAAUUUGGCAAUCAUCAAGAAUUGCUGGGGUGCCUUGAAACGGUUGAAUAGUGAGGGAGGCCGAGAUCGUGAGGUCGAUGCUUGCGUGCGUGCAAUUGCGUCCGGGUAUCCAUUUCCCACAAACCUGGACCGCAGGCCGCCAGCACCUGGAGGUAUGGCGCCUUGUAGCGAGGCUGAUGUGGUAUUUGGGGCGUUGCAGGAAGAUUGGACGACGGAUAGAGUUGUUGAGGCUAUUCAGAAGGUUCAAACAGACUCACUUGCAUGAUCGUAGGAGGAUCACAAUAUGAGAACUGGUGAAAAAAUGUCCCUGUAGUAUUGUUUAAAUUGAAUCUUCUUCCAUUCUAUGGAUGCACAAUCCCAAUUCCAAAACAACAAUGGUGAGAUUUCAUCAACUCGGCCACACGUUUGUCGAUCAGCGGGAAAUGGUUCC